Truncatella angustata is the source of this 1374-nucleotide messenger RNA. Its product is annotated as HAD-like domain-containing protein. The transcript is spliced from 3 exons. Gene Ontology annotation, biological process: glycerophospholipid biosynthetic process. NCBI's taxonomy places the organism in Eukaryota, Fungi, Ascomycota, Sordariomycetes, Amphisphaeriales, Sporocadaceae. The record is from RefSeq and is a predicted model, not a curated record. Gene Ontology annotation, cellular component: mitochondrion. Bases 1 to 1374 code for a protein of 457 amino acids.
AUGUCUCUCGAACCAACCGGAUCCGGAAGACCUUCCUUCCACCGUGGCAGCUUUGUUGACGAGCUGGAGAGCGCCCGCUCGGAUCUCUCACACAAGUUAUUGACCGGAGAGUCUCCGGCCGAGACCCCUUCCUCUUCUUCGUCGGGUUCGGCUCCGUCCUUCUCAGGAAGCUCGGCACCAUCUUUGAGCCCGACUCAGAGUGCAACUCCCUCAACACCAUCAACUGAGCCUGUCUCUCCACUUGGCGACCUCGUCGCCGACAGCUUUGCAUUUGCCUUUGAUAUCGAUGGCGUACUCAUCCGAGGUGGCCGCGCCAUUCCAGAAGCUGUCGAGGCCAUGAAAGUCCUCAACGGAAAGAACGAAUACGGGAUAAAAAUUCCGUACAUCUUCCUGACUAAUGGUGGCGGCAAGUCCGAGGCUGAGCGCUGCCGCGAUCUGUCCAAGCAGAUGGAGAUUGAUAUCUCCACUGCACAAUUCAUCUGCGGUCAUACUCCAAUGUCAGAAAUGGCAACCAAGUAUGGCACUGUUCUAGUUGUUGGCGGGGAGGGUGAAAAGUGCCGCCAGGUCGCCGAGUCUUACGGCUUCCAAGAUGUUGUCACUCCUGGUGAUAUUAUCAAGCACAAUAGCGCAACCACGCCCUUCCGCAAGCUCACGGCUGAAGAGCUUGCCAACUCCAGAGAGCGAGACUUUAGUAACGUUACCAUUGAUGCUGUUUUCGUAUUCGCAGACUCCCGCGACUGGGCUGGUGAUCUUCAGAUUAUCCUUGACGUUGCCAUGUCCAAAGGUGGACGUCUCGGCACCACGUCUGAAACCUUUGAUGAAGGUCCACCCAUCUACUUCUCUCACAGCGACGUUCUGUGGUCGGCAGCCCACGAUGACCCCCGUCUAGGCAUGGGUGCCCUCCGAGGUAUCGUCGAAUACACAUUCAAGGAGGUUACCAAGGGUAAGACCCUGACCACCCACGCUUUUGGCAAGCCUCAGAUCGGCACAUUCGAGUUUGCGACUCGUCUGCUCAAGCGGUGGCGUAAGAAUGAGCACGGUCUUGACUCACCGCCUGAGACAGUCUAUUUCGUCGGUGACACUCCUGAGAGCGAUAUUCGGGGCACCAACAACUACAACGUCCAGGCUGAAAACGAUUGGUAUAGCAUCCUCGUCAAGACUGGUAUUUACCAGGAGGGCACUGAGCCAGCAUACAAGCCUCGUAACACUGUCAACUCUGUGCUUGACGCCGUCAACUUUGGUCUCAAACGUGAGAUGGAAAAGAAGCAAAACAAGACGACACUUACAGAUUUGCCCAAUUGGCUUCUGAGCAACAGUGAUUGCGCUGUGCUCAGUCCCUCUGAGGAGCGUGCGCUUGAGCUGGUUGUUACCUAA